CGAUGCUGGGGAGCGCAGCGCUGCCCCGCUCCCCCCGGCCCUUCCUGGGGGGAAGCUGAGCCCCCGGGGCCGUGCCAUGGGCUCCCAUGUUAGGGGCUGCUGCCCACAGCCCCCUGAGACCCCCGAGGCUGCGAGGAUGUCGACGGUUGCCACCGAUGGUGGAUGUUGAUGUUUGUGCGAGUGGAGAUAGCACCAGAAGAAAAAUGGAUGCCCUAACAGAUAGUGCAGUUGAGAUUGUUCCUUUGGAGCUCUAUGAUUCAGCCAGAGCAAAAAUAGCUGCUAAUCUACAAUGGAUAUGUGCUAAAGCCUACGGAAUAGAUAAUGUCCCGGAGGAGCUGAAGGACCCAUUUUACAUAGAUCAAUAUGAGCAAGAACAUAUUAAACCACCCGUCAUCAAGCUGCUGCUGUCCAGCGAGCUGUACUGCCGUGUCUGCAGCCUCAUUCUGAAGGGGGAUCAGGUGGCUGCUCUGCAGGGACACCAGUCAGUGAUCCAGGCUCUGUCUCGAAAAGGGAUUUACGUCAUGGAGAGUGAUGAUACACCUGUGUCUGAAUCUGAUCUGGGCUGUGCACCAAUCAAAAUGAGUUCCCAUAUGGCAAUGAUUGAUGCUCUUAUGAUGGCCUAUACUGUAGAAAUGAUCAGCAUUGAAAAGGUGGUUGCUAGUGUCAAGCGUUUUUCUACAUUCAGUGCCUCGAAAGAACUGCCCUAUGAUUUGGAGGACGCAAUGGUAUUCUGGAUUAACAAGGUGAACCUUAAAAUGAGAGAGAUAACAGAGAAAGAGAUUAAAUUAAAGCAACAGCUAAUGGAAAGUCCAGGGCACCAAAAGUCUCCUUCCAAAUGGUAUUGGAAAUUAGUACCUCCUGAUCUGAUGCAUGCUGUAUUGCACUGCAUGCUGGAACCAGUGGAAUAUGCUCGUGUGGUGCGUUACCGAAGAGACCAUCUUUCAAGUAGGCAAUUACCUUACUUCCCUUUGCUUGAAGAUUUGAUGAAGGAUGGUAGUGAUGGUGCUGCUCUUCUAGCUGUGAUACACUAUUAUUGUCCAGAGCAAAUGAAACUAGAUGAUAUUUGUUUGAAGGAGGUAACAUCAAUUGCAGACAGCCUCUAUAAUAUUCAACUUUUGAGAGAAUUCUCCAAUGAAUAUCUCAACAAAUGCUUUUACCUCACAUUGGAGGACAUGUUAUAUGCUCCUUUGGUUUUAAAGCCUAACGUCAUGGUAUUCAUUGCGGAGCUCUUCUGGUGGUUUGAGAAUGUCAAACCAGACUUUGUACAACCAAGAGACAUUCAGGAAAUAAAAGAUGUUAAAACAGUGUUGCAGCAGAAGAGCAGUCGUCCCCCUGUUCCUAUUUCCAAUGCCACUAAGCGAAGUUUCAUGGCUAGCCCUGCUAGUACAAGCCCAGCAGACUUGCAGCCCUCAGCUCAGACAGGCCCUGAAGCUUGCAAUCGAUAUUACCUGCACCCCGAGGAGCCUGACUAUCUUGGCAAAGGAGGAAGCCCUGCCUUUAGCCCUUCCCAUCCACUGCUCCCUUUGAGACAAAAGCAACAGAAAUCUUUACAGGGAGAAGACAGCCCUGGUCAUCGGCAUCGUUCUAAUUCUCUGACCCGUGUUGAUGGGCAGCCACGAGGUUCAGUUCUUGCAUGGCCGGAGAGGAAACCCAGGCCUCUGUCUCAGCCAACACCAUUUGCUCUUCAUCAUUCUGCCAGUAGUGAUGUGGACCCUGGGUCUGGUGAUAGCAUUAGUCUGGCUAGAUCAAUCAGCAAAGACAGUCUUGCUUCAAACAUUGUUAAUGUAACUCCAAAAAAUCAGCCCCAUCCUCCAUCGAUGAAAACUAAUGGGAAGAGCUUGUUGAACAAUGUUGAAAUCGAGGAUGAAGAUGAAGAGCUUAUUGCAAUAAUCAGAGCUGAAGAAAGGCCAAACCGUGGUGAUCUUGAAUUGCAGAAUGCAUCAGCCAGGGUGCCCAGCAUAGUUGCAACUGCAUGGUCUCCAAAAACAAAUAGCGAGGCUUCAGAAAGCAAACCAGACAGUUUUUACUUGGAGCCUUUAAUGCCUGCCGUUCUAAAACCAGCAAAAGAAAAACAGAUAAUCAAUAAAGAGGAUGAAUGUGGGGAGGGGAGACAAAGGAGUUUUAUAACAAAAAGAUUAAAUGAAGGACACUUGCCUUUGGUCCGCAAGAAAACAAAUAACAGUCAUGGUGAGCAUGACCUCAAUAGGACUUUUACUCCAAUUUCUAGUUCUGAUUUCACUCCAGUUGCAGAUCCCGGUACUGCAGAUUCGGUGACACUGGUGGAGGCAGGUUUAGAAGCUUCCAGACCUUUGGCUAGUAGCAGUUUAGAUUCUUCCACUCAGGAGCUAUCCACUGGAGGAUUUUUUCUUCAUGCUGCUAAAUCUGAUGAUGACAUAGCGAGUAAGGUCAGUGUAAGUUAUGUGAAAAGUCUCAAUUUGCAUGUUCCGGAUACUACAUGGACUAUGGUCAGACAGGACUCUGAUUCAGAUCUCUUGGACAUAGAAGACGCUGAACAGGAUUUGGUAGUCAUAGAUGACCACCCUAUAGUCGCUAAAUACAUUGGCGAGGAAGAAUCUGCAAAAUUGCAAGAAGAUAUGAAGGUAAAAGAACACGAAGAUAAGGAUGAUGCUAGUGGACGUUCCAGCCCAUGUUUGAGUACAAUUUCUCAAGUUAGCAGUGUGUCGGUGGCUAGUGGGAGUGUCCGAAUGACCAAUUUUGCAGAGCGAAAGCUUCAGAGACUUAAUAGCUAUGAAACAAAGUCCAGCACAAGUAGUUCACAAAAGACCACGCCAGAUGGAUCAGAAAGCUGCCCAGCACCACUGACCACAUGGAAACAGAAGCGAGAACAAAGCCCCAACAGACAAAAUAAAGAUAAUGUUAAUCUUCUAGCUUCUGAAUUGGUGCAGCUUCAUAUGCAGUUGGAAGAGAAACGAAGAGCAAUAGAAGCUCAAAAGAAGAAAAUGGAAGCCUUAUCUGCAAGACAGCGACUAAAAUUGGGCAAGGCAGCUUUCUUGCAUGUUGUUAAAAAAGGGAAAUCUCCUGAUGUUCCACAUCCUCUUAAACCAGAACAUUUUGCAAAAGAAUAUUCUCGGCACAAUGGUGAAGACUUAGAUGAAGUUUCCUUGAGUUCCAAAUCUGAGGAGUUUCUUGUGAAAGAGGAGGAGAGAGAAGAAAUGUUGAAUGAUUCUCAAGAAGUAACAAAAGUAAAAAUCCAAGAAAGCCUAGCUUUUGCUGAGCAACAUAAACCGAAAGACUCUGCUGCUCUACAUGAUUUGGAAAAAAGUAAAAUUAUUUCUGUUGCCCUCCUAGAAGACAAUGUUACUGAAGUGGAUAUAAAUGAAUGUGAUCUUUCUAUUGAAAAACUAAAUGAAACGAUCAGUACACUUCAGCAGGCUAUAUUAAAGAUUUCUCAGCAGCAGGAACUACUUAUGAAAUCUCCAUCAGUGCCAUCACCAGGAACCAGAAGUAACUCUCAGGACCAAAAGGUAAAACCAUCAAUUCAUUUUGUUGAGCCCCUGUCUCCAACUGGAAUGAACAGUCUGCGUAAACCACCUCGAUUUGGUCAAGGAAGGAGUCCUCGAUCAGGAAGACCGGCUGAUCUGAAAGUCAUUAAAGACAGGCAACAAAAUUCAGGACGUGUUAAAACCCCAACACCAAGUCUAGAAACCUUCCCCCAUUUAAGACCAUUUCCAUCCAACAGUUUGUCAAAGACACCGACAGAAAUUGGUUUGGAAAGUAGUCCUGAUUAUGGAGGUGGUUCUCAAGAAAAGUGUUUCUUUGAUACUUAUAGACUUCAUGAUGAGAGCAAUCAACGGGCACUUGUUCUCUCCACCUCCAAAGAUGCAAAUAUUAUUUCUGAAAUGAGCAAAGAGGUGAAUAACAGCUUCAAGGAAACAGGGUUGAAUUCUUCUGAUGGCUCAGGAAAAGAAAAUGUCCCAGUGGACGAACCACUGAGAAGCAAGGCUAAUCUCAUUGAAGUAGACUUGUCUGACUUAAAAGCUCCAGAUGAAGGAGAACUUGAAAACCAGGAUAGCUCUGCAGAUAUAAUUAGUGAAGGUGAUCAGAAGUCUGGUGUGGGUUUUUUCUUCAAGGAUGAACAGAAAGCAGAAGAUGAGCUUGCAAAGAAACGUGCGGCGUUCCUUCUGAAACAGCAGCGCAAAGCUGAGGAGGCUCGGAUUCGGAAACAGCAGUUGGAGGCUGAAGUUGAACAAAAAAGAGAUGAAGCUCGUCGCAAAGCUGAGGAGGACCGAAUACGGAAAGAAGAAGAGAAGGCUCGAAGAGAACUUAUCAAGCAAGAAUAUCUAAGGAAAAAACAGCAGCAAAUUUUGGAGGAGCAAGGGCUUGGAAAGCCCAAAUCAAAGCCCAAAAAACCCAGGCCAAAGUCAGUCCAUCGUGAAGAGUCUUACAGUGAUUCAGGGACAAAGUGUUCUUCCACACCCGAUAAUUUGAGCAGUGCUCAAUCUGGUUCCAGCCUUUCUUUGGCUUCAGCAGCAACAACUGAACCUGAAAGCGUGCACUCCGGUGGCACACCAUCUCAGAGAGUUGAAUCAAUGGAGUCCUUGCCAAUACUGAGCAGAAAUCCUAGCAGGAACACAGAGAGAGAUUGGGAGAAUGCUUCUACAGCAUCUUCUAUUGCUUCGGUGGCAGAAUACACAGGUCCAAAAUUAUUUAAGGAACCCAGCAGCAAAUCAAACAAACCUAUUAUUCACAAUGCUAUAUCUCAUUGCUGUCUUGCUGGAAAAGUGAAUGAACCACAUAAGAAUUCAAUAUUAGAGGAACUAGAAAAGUGUGAUGCCAACCACUACAUCAUUUUGUUCCGUGAUGCUGGCUGCCAGUUUAGAGCACUUUAUUGCUACUAUCCUGACACUGAAGAGAUCUACAAGCUGACUGGAACAGGGCCAAAGAGCAUCACCAAGAAAAUGAUUGACAAACUUUAUAAGUACAGUUCGGACAGAAAACAGUUUAAUGUGAUUCCAGCCAAAACCAUGUCUGUCAGUGUGGAUGCUCUUACUAUUCAUAACCACUUGUGGCAAGCCAAGCGACCUGCAGUGCCAAAGAAGAGUCAGACUCGUAAAUGACACUGAGUUCUUGGGGAGAAGAUUGCUGAAUGGGAUUGCAGUGGAAGAAGACACGUUUACCAUUUUCCUCCAGUUUGGUAUGAAAUGUGCAGAACCAUAAACAUUUUUUAAGAAGCUUCUAAACAGAAACCGUGGAUGCAAGUUAUUAAGAAUGAAGGAACAUUGCCAGUGUUUUUUAUGAAUAAUAAAUCUGCUGUUACACCCGAUGCUAACUACUGUGGCUUUCAACUGAUGAGGGACUGUGCAUGUAGCAAGAUCUUUAACAAGUGGAUUUCCUUUUACUUGAAGCUUUUCAUCGGUACAAAUUGGGAAUAAUUUAGUUCUGUUUCCUCUCCGCCUCAUUCCCUCCUUUUUCCUGUCAUUCUUAAAGUUGGCAAGCUCUGAACUUCAGUAGAAGGAUUGAACAGAUCUUGGGUGAAGUGCUUUGGGUUUGGUUUGGUUUGGUUUUUUAAACAGUCUUUAGGGAAAUCUUCCUUUCAGACCUUUUUGAGGAACUGUUUAAUACAUCAAAUUGUUGUACUGUAUCUACUGCCAACGUAAGUCCAGCUCUCAGAUUUCUGAAAAAAAGCCCCAACUUGUGCUGCUCAGAACAGAGUUUACUUGCAGUAUCUGUUUAGGAUAAGCAUUGCAAGGAUUGCAAAAGCCAGUCUUUUUUUUUUUUUAAAUUGUUCACAAGUUUAAAGAUUUCUGGAAUACAAUCAUGAAGAGGCAUACAGGUGCUACUAGCUGGAAUAUGCCUGACUGAAACUUAAGACAAGCUGAAUGGAGCACAGUUAUUACUGAUUUCAGUUUCAGGUAGUGUCCUAAAGAUUUGUUUGCUUUAAUAAAGAUGGAUUCUGGUAGGUAUAGAACAUUUCCACUCUGAGCACGCUACUCCUGUACAAUGGUGCACUUAACGAUCACAAAUUUUAAUGUUUUUAUUACAUCAUGAAAUGUAAUUCUACUUUUUUUGUCCUGUCUUUAUUCUGAAUGAGCAGCAUGCUCUAAAAUGAAGAGUGUGUUAUGUUUUUUAUUUUGGGUGAUAUAUUAAUAUAUAUUGAUCUGUUUUUCUCAUUUAAAAGCAAUUUUUAAACAGAGACAUUUGCAUUUGUUUCAAAAGCCCAAAUAAGUCGAAUGGCUUGGAUUUCUUUUCAUGUUGAAAUAUUAAAUCUUCAGUUAUGACCUUAAAAGUCUUUGUGUUUCAGCAGAUUAAACUUUUGUCUGUGGUAACAGGGUAUAUUUGCAGUUUGGUUCCAUUUUUUUAAUGUUCCCAUUUCUCAUUUUUGGCCCCGGCUAGACUUCUGAGUAGAUUUCUGUAGCUAUUACCUAAUUUAAUCUGCUAACAUGCGCCUGCUACAUCUAGUCUGACACUACUACUUGAGGGUCAUGCAGGCUUAUAACUUUGGUUUGCACAUGUUUACUUUUAUUUGAAGUGUUACUUGAAUAUGUCUCUCAAGUGCAAAAGGCACUACACCAUCCUAGAGAUGAACUGAGCUCUAAAAUACAAUACAGUGUAAUUAUUAAACCUUGAGAAUAAUGGAAGUUACAAAGAGUUAUGUACAUAAGGGGAAAAUAGGGUACGUAAUAAAAUGCUAACUAGAUAGAGCAAAGUGAAGGUCUUCCAUUGCGAUCUCUGCAUUUUUUUCCCCUUCCAGUACAUCUUGACUAGGCUGCUGCAACUUUGUAAAUUAUGUUAGAUAGUUCGCUGCUUGUAAAUAAUUAAAGGCUUUAUGGUUUCUAAAGUGCUAAGUAUUAAACACCGUCAUGAGUGUAACUUUUGUUACCAUGCUUUUCAUGCUUGUGCUUUAUUUCUCACUGUUUGAUAUUAUAUACCAUAUUUAUUUUAUGAAACACUGAAAUUUAAUAAAAAUCAUUAACUGAUUUCCUUUUUUUCAUGUGUACUUUUGUUGUUGUGACACUUCAUCCCCUCUAAGAACUAAUAUACUUUAAAGAUGUGCUAUUCUGUUUACUUGUGCUUUUAAAAAGUUUCACCUGUAAAUAAAUAGCUGUAGUAAUUUUAUGACAAGAACUUAGUUCUUCUGACCCUGAUUGCAGUGUGCAAGAAUUUGACCAAAAGGCUUUCAGAAAAUUGAGAAGUAAUUUAACAGUCUUUUUAAGGAUUUAUUUCAUCAGUCUUCAGACUCUUGAAUCUGGCUAGUGAGUUUUCUUUGAUCUGUGUAUUCAGCUAGUGACAAUUUUGGAAGCACCAAGAGAAUUUCUUUUAUUGGGCUCUUCUGUAUUAGCUUGCUUGUGAUUUGUAAAGUUGCCUGUAGAAUUUAGAAGUAAGCUGGCUCUUUAAGCUUCGCAAUGAAUCCAUAUUGGUUGCACAGAAUUGAAAUCUGCAUUCUCAAAACUAGACUUUUCUAAUGCAGAAAUAAUUUUCUGUGACUGCAAGAUAAAUUUUUCCAAGAAGAUAGUCCUUGUUUUGUAGAGAAUAAAAAAAAAAUAAAUAAAAAAUCAGUGAUUUGUACUUUCCUGUAUUUCGUUCAGGCUGAGAUGUUGCUGCCCGUAGAAAGGACUGGAAUAAAAGAAGGUGAUGGCACCUUCGGUGUUCUCCUGGAUGUGAUUGUGCUAGAUCAGGUCCUUAUUUUUCCUGCUGCAAUGUGACUUUGUUGACUGCUGGAAACAACAGGAGGUGCCGUCCCUUUGGAGAGGGAGAGGAGGCCGGGAGUCCUGCAGCUGUAGGCAGCAUGUAGUCCCAAGCCCCAUGCUGAGGACCGUAGAGGAAGCAGAGGAGAAAGUCAUUUUCCAAGACAUUAAAUUCUCUGAAAAACUAACAGUCUUGAGUUUUAGUUAGCAAAAAAACAUUAAUCUCAAAUACCUUGCAAGGAAUAUGGUGUAUUAAUUUAGUCUGGAAACAGGGGGAGAGAGAAGUUUGCUUGUAAGAACAUAACGAUUUGUGGGUGAAUGUGCAGAGGAAUGUAGGAAAAUUGUAGAUGUGUGCAAGCAAGUGCAGACUGCUUUGUAGAAGGGAGAAGAAUUAAUUUAAAAUAGGUUUUGUAUAAUCCAAAAUGUCAACUUAAAUUCGUUCACUGCUUGGUGUCAGCCCAGGGUAAAAUGUGGUUGUAGGACCAUGACUACGUAUCUUUGUUAGCAUUAUUUUUUGUGUUAAGUUUACCAAAUUCUGACUACAUCGUAUUUCUAACUGUGGUUUUAAUGACAUCAUGCUUAAUGCUUCGCUUGCAAUGACUGAAAAUCGUUAUGUGUAGGAAUAGUUAGGUGACCUGUACACUAAUAACUGUCAGGGAAGAAUGGUGCCAACUUCUUAUUUGCUGAUGUCACUUCUAAAAAAAAAAAAAAAAAAAAAAAAUUCGCUGUUUAGAAUAUGAAAUGUUGUUUUUUCCACAGCCACGUGAGUACUGUGUAAAUACAGUAGAAAUGUGUGGAAAGUUACUGGCUGUUUCAGCACUACGGCGCUGCGCUGUAUGUCUGGGUGCCUCCUGGAGAGAAAUAGAAAUCUAUUUCUAUAUUCAAUCUAUAACUGUCAACCUGCAGCUUAAGUUUAAAUUCGUUUAGUUUGUUUUUUCACUGGGAUUAUCUGGAGCCGGGGUGGUUCCCGGGGUGGUUUGCAGAAGCCAACAGCUCCGGUUUGGCAGAGGAACCUCACAAAGGUUCUCGUUGUGCUUCCUGGGAGUUUGGAGGAGGAGGCAGUGGGAGCUUUAGGUACAGCUGCAGUAGCGGCUUUUCCCGCUGACUGUAGAAGGGAAAUAGAGCUGUAAUAGCUGUCCAAAGACAAGUGAUUUGUUGUUCUUUCUUUCGCUGAAUUUUCUGAAGAUGUGCCUAAGCUGUGCAAUCCGUAAGCCUUUUGCAGCACUCCCUGGAAGCGGAGCACAGCGCUCUCACUGUGUUUGCCCUGAGCUAGAGAACUAGUUUCCCAUACAGAGUAGUAUUAAUGGAGAUCUGCCUUUGACCUCUCUCAAUUUCUUACUAGUUCCUAACAUGUAAUAAAUGCAAGAAUGUACAUCUUUAAAGUGCUUUUAAAUGCAAUUUCUUUUUCUCAAACUUUCAUACAUCAGUCUGUUGUAUAUUUGCACGUGCUGUUUGCAUUUGUAGUUAAUGUGUCUUUGUCACGUUUUCAUCAUGUUCUCUGGUUAAGUAAGAGUUCAAGCAAAAAUGAUCUGAGUUUUGAAAAUACUGAUUGAUUUUGAAAACCUUAAUAGAGUUUACCAACGGUUUGGGGCUUUACUAUAAAGUAGGAGUAACAUGAAUGAGUUUUCCCCGCAAGUCUUCAGAACUGAUCACUAGAGGCAGUGUCAGAACAUUCCAACCCCCUCACUUUUUUUUUUUUUUUUUUUUU
Tyto alba (common barn owl) is the source of this 9354-nucleotide messenger RNA. RefSeq names its product calmodulin regulated spectrin associated protein 1 (gene CAMSAP1). Gene Ontology annotation, molecular function: calmodulin binding; microtubule minus-end binding; spectrin binding. NCBI's taxonomy places the organism in Eukaryota, Metazoa, Chordata, Aves, Strigiformes, Tytonidae. Gene Ontology annotation, cellular component: microtubule minus-end. The transcript has 20 exons. The coding region runs from base 87 to 5078 and encodes 1663 amino acids. The record is from RefSeq and is a predicted model, not a curated record. Gene Ontology annotation, biological process: cytoplasmic microtubule organization; neuron projection development; negative regulation of microtubule depolymerization.